Molecule: messenger RNA, 1563 nt
Organism: Eucalyptus grandis
Lineage: Eukaryota; Viridiplantae; Streptophyta; Magnoliopsida; Myrtales; Myrtaceae
Product: delta(12)-acyl-lipid-desaturase
Exons: 2
Coding region: 202-1344 (380 amino acids)
Biological process (GO): lipid metabolic process
Molecular function (GO): oxidoreductase activity, acting on paired donors, with oxidation of a pair of donors resulting in the reduction of molecular oxygen to two molecules of water
Source: RefSeq, a predicted model, not a curated record
GCUCUGCGGAGGAGAGACGAGCUCCAGACGCCAUUAACGCUCGAGAAGGAAGCUCCGCGACGGAGAUCGGCGCAGCGAAGAAGCGCUUCUCUGGAGACACAGGAGAAAGAGAGAGAGAGAGAGAGCGCUUCCUCGUAGAAGGUAGCGGAGACCGAGGGCGUGGAGGGGAAGUCCAAGUUUGAGGAGGUUGUGGCUGCAGCAAUGGGGGCUGGAGGCAGGAUGUCCGUGCCGAGCAAGACCGACGAAGGUGGCCUCCGGAGAGUGCCCCACGCGAAGCCCCCGUUCACCCUCGGGGAGAUCAAGAAGGCCAUCCCGCCCCACUGCUUCCAGCGCUCCCUCGCCCGCUCCUUCUCCUACGUCGCCUCCGACCUCGCCCUGGCCCUCGCCUUCGCCGUCGUCGCCGCCUCCUGCUUCCCGCUCCUCCCGGCCCCGCUCGCCUCCCUCGCCUGGCCCGUCUACUGGGCCUGCCAGGGCUGCGUCCUCACCGGCGUCUGGGUCAUCGCCCACGAGUGCGGCCACCACGCCUUCAGCGACUACCAGUGGGUCGACGACGCCGUCGGCCUCGUCCUCCACUCGGCGCUGCUGGUCCCCUACUUCUCGUGGAAGUACAGCCACCGCCGCCACCAUUCCAACACGGGCUCGCUCGAGCGCGACGAGGUGUUCGUCCCCAAGCCCAAGUCCAGCAUGCCGUGGUUCUCCAAGUACCUGAACAACCCGCCCUGCCGGUCCCUCUCCCUUGCGGUCACGCUCACCCUCGGCUGGCCCUUGUACCUCGCCUUCAACGUGUCGGGCCGCCCCUACGAUCGGUUCACCUGCCACUACGACCCGUACGGCCCCAUCUACUCGGACCGGGAGAGGCUCCAGAUAUUCGUCUCCGACGCGGGGAUCAUGGCCGCGACGUACGGGCUCUACCGCGUCGCGGCCGCCAAGGGCCUGGCCUGGCUCGUCUGCAUGUACGGCGUCCCGCUGCUCAUCGUGAACGCGUUCCUGGUGACGAUCACGUUCCUGCAGCACACCCACGCGGCGCUCCCGCACUACGACUCGUCGGAGUGGGACUGGCUGAGGGGGGCCCUGGCGACGGUGGACCGGGACUACGGGGUGCUCAACAAGGUCUUCCACAACAUCACCGACACGCACGUCGCGCACCAUCUGUUCUCCACGAUGCCGCACUACCACGCGAUGGAGGCCACCAAGGCGAUCAAGCCGAUCCUGGGGGAGUAUUACCAUUUCGACGGCACGCCGGUGCACAAGGCCAUAUGGAGGGAGGCGAGGGAGUGUCUCUACGUGGAGCCGGACGAAGGCAGCGAGAGCAAGGGCGUCUUCUGGUACAAGAACAAGUUCUGAGACGGGUUGCUCCCUCGUUUCGGGACAUGGGUUGUCAUAAGGAAAAGCAAUAUGUAGCAGCUUCAGUUUGUAAUGUUAUAACAAAGAUUCGCUUGUCCCCGAUGAUGAUAGGCAUGUUUUAGUCUUGGGGUCGAAUUGGAUCUGAUGGUGGGCUUUGUAAUGGAAAGCUUAGUGUGUUAAAAAUGUGUGGCUGGUUUGCUCUAUUUGGAAGAUUCACUA